AUGCGACUCCAUACGCCAGCGUUCCACAGGGGAAAAUUUCAUCGGGGACUUAUCACGAUCAUAGGUCGAGCCAUCGGCCUAGACUUCACGGAUCCUAAGUACAUACCUGUCGACACCCCACCGAACUUCCUGCUAGAUUGUGACGCCCUCAUCCGGAUGGAGAUGUUGCUUGAUCGGGGAACCCGCACGUACCGUUGGUUAGACUCUAACAAAGCCUUGGUUUACAUCCUGCCAAGUUGGAUCGGUUCUUCAUUCGAUACAGGCGACCCCGACACUUGGCUUCCUCCAGAUCAGUUGACCCAAGCAGGUGUAUUCCCGGAAUUCGGUGAUGAUGAGGGUGACGACGCUUAG
Messenger RNA from Lactuca saligna, 351 nucleotides. The record is from the annotation of a GenBank genome assembly. NCBI's taxonomy places the organism in Eukaryota, Viridiplantae, Streptophyta, Magnoliopsida, Asterales, Asteraceae.